Messenger RNA from Silurus meridionalis, 998 nucleotides. Its product is annotated as UMP-CMP kinase-like. NCBI's taxonomy places the organism in Eukaryota, Metazoa, Chordata, Actinopteri, Siluriformes, Siluridae. Gene Ontology annotation, molecular function: UMP kinase activity; ATP binding. Gene Ontology annotation, cellular component: nucleus; cytoplasm. The transcript has 6 exons. Gene Ontology annotation, biological process: UDP biosynthetic process; CDP biosynthetic process; 'de novo' pyrimidine nucleobase biosynthetic process. The record is from RefSeq and is a predicted model, not a curated record. The coding region runs from base 226 to 813 and encodes 195 amino acids.
UGCUCAGGGAUUCUUCAGAGCAGUCACUGUGUUGCGACGCACAAAGUAUUGGCACCCCAAUAACGGGUUAUACAAGCAGGUGAGAAGAGAGGUGCCAAUACUUUUUGUACUGCACUAUAUCAUCAUCUCACAAACAUUCUGAGCAGUAAAAGUAGGAACAUGAAAUGAGUGCACGUGAAUUGAAACCGAAACUAAAACGAAGCUCGAGAUGUGCUUUUCUUCGCCAUGAUCCCUCAGGUUGUGUUCGCCCUGGGUGGACCAGGAGCCGGGAAAGGAACCCAAUGCUCCAAAGUCGCACAGCACUACAGCUACACACACCUGUCCGCUGGAGAUCUGCUGAGAAAAGAGUGUCACCGAACAGACUCGGAGUUCAGCCAGAUCCUCAACAGCUGCUUCCAGCGAGGAGAGUUUGCUCCUGUGGAGAUCACAAUCAUCUUACUGAAGAAGGCAAUGGAGGAGACCAUGAAGAGCGAGGAGAAGUUCCACUUUCUCAUCGACGGCUUCCCUCCAGACGAGGAGAACUUGCGAGGCUGGACGAAACUCAUGGACGGCAAAGCGGACGUCAAAUUCGUCCUAUUUUUGGACUGCAGUAACGAGAUUUGCAAGAACAGGUGCCUAGAAAGAGGGAAGAGCAGCGGGAGGGACGAUGAUAACAGCGAAAGCUUGGAGAGAAGGAUCCACACUUAUGUGAAGUCCACGCGUCCGGUUAUAGAGCGCUAUGAGAAGCAGGGGAAAAUACGCAGCAUCGACGCUUCACGCUCCAUCAGUGAGGUUUUCGCCGACGUGAAGUCAGUCUUCGACAGAGAGGGUUGAUCCUGCUGACUCCGCCCCCCAGUGACAUCACCACCUGAUUGAUUUAUUUACAGGUUUUUUACAUUCUUUGUUUAAAAGUGUGUGUAAAGUGUACCCCUGGGUAAUUUCAGAGAAAUGUCCUCCUUAUUGUUAAACAUGGUUUUACACCUUUUUCUAUUUGUUUUAAAUAAAAUGAAACCAAGCAA